Caenorhabditis remanei is the source of this 4296-nucleotide messenger RNA. RefSeq lists its product as uncharacterized. The transcript is spliced from 8 exons. Lineage: Eukaryota; Metazoa; Nematoda; Chromadorea; Rhabditida; Rhabditidae. The coding region runs from base 1 to 4296 and encodes 1431 amino acids. Gene Ontology annotation, biological process: negative regulation of vulval development. The record is from RefSeq and is a predicted model, not a curated record.
AUGCAAACGUUGCAACAAGCAAGGCUCACUUCAAAGCCUCCUCCCUUACCUGGACCCAGUACUUCGAGUGGAUUCUCUGCUCUAGCAAAAGCAUAUGAUCCGAGUAACAAGCCUCCACUUGUGAAAGCUGGUGGGAUUCUGCGCCACCGGACUAUAAAUCCGAUGCAAGAAGAGCCUAAACCAGCGGAGCCGGAUGUGAAGACCAUCGAACUGCUUUCUCGGUUCUUCAUCAGUUCCGGUGUUCCACUCGAAACCGUCCAAGAGCGGACGUUUCUCGAUUUGGUCCGUCAUAUCAACCCAAAAAUAGUUUUGCCGGAAAAAACUGCCAUGGCCAAAUGUGUUGAGAAGUUAGGUGCCACCACAAAGCCAUUUGUCAACUUCCAAAAGACAGUGGGGCCACUAUGUGUCACAAUUGACACCGAUGGAACCGAUGAUGAGAAAUACUUGGUUUUCUCGAUUCACUACUUUGAGGACCUCUACGAGAGGAAACAAAUCGUCUAUUUGCGCAAACUGCUGCUGAGCGAAUUGGACGCGGACAGCCUUCUUAUAUCCGUCAGACGUGCUGUCAACAACUACACCUACGUCAAUGUGAAGUUCAGCAACAUUGUGUGCCCAGAUGACGACGUGUAUAAUCUAGUGGUGAACAGUGAUGUGGUGAAGCGAUACCAUGUAUGCUUCUACCACUACAUGAAACAGUUUGUCUUUGACUUGAUUGAAAUCGAAGAAUUUUCACGUGGUCUCACCGAACUAAGAGAAUUCGUGCGACACAUAAAAAAGAGCGCCGACCUGUACGGGAAAUUCAGAAGAAUGCAACUGUCGAAAAACGCCGAGUUGGACGUACCAAUGAUAGACGAUGGACCAUGGGAAAACACAUCAUUAUUUUUGACGAGAUGCCUUGUUUUGCAUGACACCUUCACUGAUUUCUGUGAGCGUUUCAACGUCACCUCGUACAUCAACAACAAAACAUUCAACAAUCUCGUCUACUUCCAACGUUUGCUCUCAGAAUGUGUCAAGCACUGCCGAGAGUUGAGUACUCCAAACAGUUCGAUUUCUCAAGUCAUCCCCGCAAUUAUUUCUCUUCAACGAUACAUUAAGAACAAUGAUAUGGGAUAUCGCUACACCAGAAUCAUCCGAGAAUCACUUCACACAUGCUUCAGACAGUAUUUGGAUGGAAACAUGACACUUCUUUACGAGAUGGCGACUCUGAUGGAUGCUCGCUAUGCUUAUCGAGAUGUUCUCACACCAUUGAGAUGGAAACAGCUGGAGUUGAAGGUAGCCGAGGAUUUUGUGAGAACAGAUGCUGCAAUGGAAAAGUGCUUCUAUCAAGAUCUUUCUCUGAUGAAUCCUGAAGACCGUCGUACUGCUAUCAUGGCCGAGUUUGCUCACUACCGUCAAGUAUCGUUUGUCGAACGUCCAGAAGAAGCAGAAAGUCCAUUUUUGUGGUGGGGAAGACGUCAUACAGACAUGGAGUUUUUGGCGGUGAUGGCACGUGAGUACUUGGCAGCUCCUGCAGUUUCGGUCGAUGCGACUUACUAUUUUGCCAACGGCGGGAAGUUCCAACAUUUGUGCAACACUUAUUCAUACGGUGAACUGGAAAGUUGUCUCUCUUUGGCUGGAGCUCAUCAGAAAUUUGUUGGAAGAGGUGCAUCUACUGAUAACAUCACACCGGAUAUGAUUGAGUCGUUGAACAGCACCGCGAAUCGACUUCAAAAGAGAACAUAUUUUGGGCUGUACACUCACGGAUGUGACGACGUCAGUACAGACCGUGAAGUGGCGGAAAUCAUUGGUCAACCAUACCCACCAAUCCCAACCAUGGCAAUACGAGGACAUGGUUUAGCACAAGAGGAAAAGCCACCAACAAUGGCAAUUCCGCCUAUUCGAACAGUUUUACCUAACACCCAACCUGUCCGUCAAACCAAACCGUCAGCUAUCACAGCGAGACCGAUUCAGUACAAAGGAGCAGCCUUGGGAGCGGUACCAAAGGCUAUCCCGAUUCGACAAGUUCCAUUGCAAAAAUUACAUCCUUCUCAAGAAAAGCCAAUGGAAGAAGAAAAACCGGCCGUUUUUGACCACAAUGCUAUUUCCAAAACAAAAUAUUGGCCACAGCCAAAACCUCUUCCACAAGAAGAAAAACCAAAAGAUCUUCUUGAGAAGGAAGUGAAACAGGAGUCUCAGGAACCUCUUUUGGAAAAAGUUAAGGACGAGCCGCUGGAAGAGGAACCUUCUACGUCUUUGGUCGGAAAAGUCUCAAAUGCAGUCAGAAAAAUGAGCCCACUUCCGACACCAGCCAACAUCAUUCAACAUCAACAAAACCAAGUCCAACUCAAUUCUCCAACUUUGUCCCAACAAGGACCACCAUCUACAAUCAUUCAAGCAAAUGGUAUUCAAACAAAACGGAUUAUCAAGAAUAUUCAUGCACCAAUGCCACAAAACAUUACUCCGCACAACUUUGUGCAGAAAUUCGCUCAAAAACAGAACUUUGUUCAGAAGUUUACUAAUCGUGGAGUUCCACAAGUUCCACCAGCAAAUGUUCAGCCACCAGCUGGUAUCAGAAGUCCGAUGACGUUCCAAAGGUCAGGUCAACCUUCUUCAUCCGCGCUGCCACUUCAUGAACCAAAAAUUGAGGAGCAGCUAAUUCUUGCAGAGCAACCAGAUGAUUUUAAAAUGGAGCCACUUGAUGAUUUUGACGAUUUCAAUGUUGUCGAUGAUUUCUCCACUUAUACCAGUCCGCGUGUUAUAGUUCACUGUGAGAAGUUGAAUGAUCAAUCAAUUUCAAAUGCUUAUGCAAGACACCGAAUGAACAUGGAAUUGCAAAAACGCAGAUCUUGCAACCGUCGCUGUGCAGUGUGUGGGCAUUUGGAGCAGCACGAACUUUUGAAAAACGUCACUAUUGACAACGAGAAACUUCUGAUCAUGCUUGGAUGCAUCUACCGUGGAGAGUUCACAAUCAUGCAAGCACAAAUCUUCAUGUCAAGAGAGAGUAAGACGUACAUCUGUCGUGUUCACUUUGGAGAGACACUCGAUGAAAUUCAUACAAUGCUUCGUUUGACAUGUGCCGAGGAUAUUCAUACAUGCUCAGUAGAUAUGAUUCAGAAUAUUAUGAUUACUAUCACAGCAUUGCGUCCACAUGUCACUGCACAACAACUUCGAAAACUUCUUUAUGACUUUGCCGAAAGAUACAAACACCUCAAGGAUACCAGAAAUGACUUGAUGGGACCGGACGAUUAUUCCCGAUCCAAGGCACAUGAACCAAACGAUGUCGAUGAGCAAGAGAUCAUACCAAAAGUCUAUCGCCAACCCAGAAAACAAGUUCUCGAAGCUGAUCAACACGAUGGAACUGUCAAAGUGAUUGAGCAAGAAGACUUUAAGCUCCCAACUGCCAAACCAUCGGAUCAUGAGGAUUGUGACAAUCCAGGAGUCUGCUGUUUCUGUUCCAAACAAGGAGAUCGCAAAUGCAUGUUGAAAGUUCCGAGAAGUGAGGAUCGGCUUGCCAGAUGGAUUGAAAAGCUUGGACCGGAAUUCGAAAAACGACUCAAAUCAGGAAGCGAUAAUUUGAUCUGUCGUCAACAUUUCCCUGAGGCAGCAUUCAGCAGCCGUGGACGUCUUUUGAAGGGAAUGAUUCCGGAUGCAGAGCCAGAAAAAGUCGAGGUCACCUACCGUAUCCAAGGAAACAAGUUCCUCAAACUAGACGAGCAAAAAUCUGGAACUGACAAGAAAUCGAGCAUUGACUUGGAGAAGGGUCAUAGUGACCGGCAAGACGAGGCGAGAAUGCGUAAAAUGAUUGCAGAGACAAAUGAAUUCGAACGUCACCUCAACAUUCAAGACCAUGAAGUCUCACCAGAACGCAGUCUCUCACCGAUUGAGAUGAGUCCCCAACCAACUACCUCGGCCGCCGUGGAAACGAGAGCACCAAGAACCAGAAAGUCAGUCAACAGAAGUGUCACACCAGAUGAUGGCGGAAAACUUGCUAAAAACGACACCGACUACAACCCAGCACCAAAGCGACGUGGAAGACCACCAAAGAGUCUUAAGAGAAAGGCUAAAACUCCACCACCUGAGGAAGACGAGGACUAUGAAGAUGACGAGGAGGAGAUGGACGAAGAAGAAUUCACCACUGCUGACGACGAUGAUUUUGUUCCCGAACAAGAAAUCAGAAGAUCUCGUCGCAAGUCCCGCAAAGUUGCAUCAGGAUCCGAUUCGGAUGAUGGUCCAGUAAGAUAUAUUGAGAGCAGAACCGGGCUCAAGACGGUCAAGAUGGCAAGAAAGGCUCCAACAAGAAACUCCAACAAGCAGUAG